UCUGACCGGGUCAGUUUUUGGAUUUUUUGGGUUGGUAGCGGUGAAUGUACUGCGGAUCGCUUGUGUUUUGGUGUAGUCUGCUGUACGUUUUGUAUUAUGGACACUGAACUUAGGCACAGAGGAGGUGAAACUGCCGAUAAUGCCGAAGACAUCACACAAGCUGUGACAACUGAAACGACGAAAGAAGAUGACGUCGCUCCAAAGACUACAGCUGCUUCAUCUCACAUACCUCCCCAAGUUGAUGAUAUUUUACCUAAUUUAGAUGACAAGAAGCCACUGAUACCUCCGCAACAAGACACAGUACCUGAAGUACUGAAAGGUCUGCCACCAAGAUGGAGAAAUUGGAUUAUCCGCGGUAUUUGGAGUAUUAUAAUGGUUGCAGGGUUUUUGCUCAUCAUUUGGAUUGGUCCACUCGGUUUAGUCGCAUUGAUCAUGUUGAUACAGCUGGCCUGUUUCCGUGAGAUUAUUAAUAUAGGGUAUGCAGUGUACAAAUCACAGGAUCUACCAUGGUUUAGGACGCUCAGUUGGUAUUUCCUACUUUGUGCAAAUUACUUUUUCUAUGGAGAAAGUACCAAGGACUACUUUGGAAUUUUGGUACAUAAAGACUUGGAAUUUCUACAGCCACUUGCAGAUUAUCAUCGGUUCAUUUCCUUCACUCUAUAUGUACUUGGCUUCUGUGCUUUCGUUCUAUCCCUAGUGAAACAGCACUAUCUGGUGCAGUUCACUUUGUUUGGCUGGACCCAUGUAACAUUGUUGAUUGUUGUGACUCAGUCUCAUCUGCUGGUUCAGUGUAUCUUUGAAGGCUUGAUAUGGUUCCUACUCUCCACUUCUAUGAUUAUCUGCAAUGACAUAAUGGCUUAUAUCUUUGGUUUCUUCUUUGGUCGCACUUCCCUUAUUAAGCUGUCUCCUAAAAAAACAUGGGAGGGUUUCAUUGGAGCAUUUUUCUCUACUGUACUCUAUGCUUUUGCUAUGGCGUAUUUUCUGGCUCCAUACCAACAUUUUGUAUGCCCAGCAAAUUAUGAUGAUGACUUGAAGCGUAUUACUAUGGACUGUGAACCAUCAUCCACAUUUAUCAUGACGGAAUAUAAUAUACCAGUCAUAAUACGAGCAAUUCUUGGACUGUUUGGAAUACAUCAAAGUACUAUCUGGUUGUACCCGAUUCAAAUUCAUGCCUUGGCAUUGGCAACGUUUGCUUCGCUGGUCAGUCCAUUUGGUGGAUUCUUUGCAAGUGGAUUCAAAAGAGCUUUCAAAAUAAAAGAUUUUGGCGAUGUAUUACCUGGUCAUGGUGGAAUCAUGGACAGAUUUGACUGUCAGUAUCUAAUGGCUUCAUUUCUUCAUGUGUAUUUAAGCAGUUUUAUCAGGACAGCAAACCCCGCCAAAUUACUGCAGCAGGUGUUGCAGCUGAAUCCAGACCAACAAUUGAAUGUUUUCUUACAGUUUCAAGAACAUCUCAUCAAAAACGGUUUGCUGAAAGCCUGAACACUGGCAGAUCGAUUGAACUUGUCUUGUAUCUGCCACCCCUCCAAGUAUAAUAAAGUGUCCCAAAGGAGGUGAAAUAAGCCAGCCAGCAAUAGACUGUGAGUUCAGGGAUGG
This is a messenger RNA of Saccoglossus kowalevskii, 1593 nucleotides long. Its product is annotated as phosphatidate cytidylyltransferase 2-like. The record is from RefSeq and is a predicted model, not a curated record. Gene Ontology annotation, cellular component: endoplasmic reticulum membrane. Lineage: Eukaryota; Metazoa; Hemichordata; Enteropneusta; Harrimaniidae. Gene Ontology annotation, molecular function: phosphatidate cytidylyltransferase activity.